Naegleria lovaniensis is the source of this 5304-nucleotide messenger RNA. RefSeq lists its product as uncharacterized. Lineage: Eukaryota; Heterolobosea; Eutetramitea; Acrasida; Naegleriidae. Bases 1 to 5304 code for a protein of 1767 amino acids. Gene Ontology annotation, cellular component: membrane. The record is from RefSeq and is a predicted model, not a curated record. Gene Ontology annotation, molecular function: nucleotide binding; P-type transmembrane transporter activity. The transcript has a single exon.
AUGUCGAAACGUUCGUCCAAAGGUGUGAAGAGAUUUUCAAAGACAACAACACCUCUCUCGAUACCACUCUUGGAUUAUCCAAGUCAUGAUGAUGACACGACUUUUGAUCAUAAUAACCAUCUCAACAACAAGAAUUUCCAAUCAUCAUCCUCACCCUCCUCCUAUUCUCAUCAACACCACCACCACUCCUCUUCCAAUUCUCAUCAUCAUCAUCAUGAACAACAACAACAACAAAUAACACAGCAACAACAACAACAAUACACCUCUUCCCCAUACUCUCACACACUCUCUCAUCAAAUCAUAAAAAGCACAUCCAUCACCAUGUAUGAAUCUAGUUCGAUUCAACACUUUCUUUACAUUCUAUUGAAUAUAUUGACACUCGGAAUGAUUCAUAUCAUGUUCAAUGAGAGAGUGAAAUGUACUUUGAGAUUUAAAAAAACCAAUCAUGUCAAGAAUGCUCAAUGUGUCUUGAUCUUUCAUAACAAUGAAUAUACGAUAUGUCCAUUGAAAAAGAUUAUACUACCAAAGAAGGUGAUGCAUCACUUUGAAUCUUGUCAAGAUGGUUCUCCUAAUACUAGUACUGGUAUGACUGGUACUGGUAUGACUGGUACUAUACCUAAUAAUAAUAAUAAUAAUAAUAAUACUAAUAAUAAUAUUAACAAUACUAUGAAAGUAUCAACAACACCACAAUCACACCCACAACCACACCCACAUCAACAACAAUUCAUUCACUUUCAAUAUCAAUAUCAAAGAUACAUGUAUUUACAUGAAUCUCAACAAUUUGCACUCAUUGAUUCCAUUCCACUUUUAUAUUUAUUACAUGAAUACAAGUCAAAAACAAUGCAUACAGGUUUAGAUUCACAUACUCAUCUUCAACGAUUGUUUUUAUUUGGAAAUAAUUUUAUUCACAUCACAAGUACUAAAUUUAUGAAAGUAUUUCUGAAUGAAUUAUCGAAUAUCUUUUAUCCUUUCCAAUUUAUUACUCUAUUGUUUUUAAUAUUUAUUCGAGGAUAUUAUUUUUUUAGUGCCAUUCAUGGCUUGUGUUUAUUAUUUUCAUUCGUGUGUGCAAUUAAAGUACAUCCACAUCGAAGUAUUACUAAAAAAGUAAAAAAAGAAUUAUCUUUAUCCUAUGAAUAUACAAGUGAAAUUAGAGUAUUGAGAGAUUCACAAAUAUACAUGGUUGGAACAUCAAAUCUAGUACCAGGUGAUAUUAUUAUAUUGAAUAAUGUUACAACAGUACCAUGUGAUUGUAUUUUAUUAUCAGCACCGAAACGAAUGUUAUUAUGUGAUGAAUCAACAUUGACAGGAGAUACUGAACUCUCACACAAGAUACCACUCGAUGUUGUUGAUAUUGUUGCAGAAAGAAAUCUUUCAAAGAACCAUCUCCAUUCAACAAGAAAUUCCAUGAAUCAUCAUCUCCAUUCAACAAGAAAUUCCAUGAAUCAUCAUGAUUCAACAACAGAAAGAAAUGAUAUGAAUCAUCAUUAUUCAACUAGUAGUAGUAAUCACUCUAUUGAUCAAUAUCAUGUAUUGAUUGGAGGUACACGAAUUGUCAGAGAGCAACAACAACAACAAGACACGAAUGGAAUGGUAUCAUUCGAUGAAUCUACACGAACAACAUGCUCAAUUAAGGCACUUGUCAUUCGAACAGGUUUUCAUACAGUGAAAGGAUCCAUCAUUAGAAAUAUUCUACUAGAUGCUGAAAAUCAGCAUAGUCAUCAGUUAUAUGGUGGUAGUGGUAGUGCUGCUGCUUCUGACACUCACAACCAUACCUCUACAUCAUCAUCACACUAUUAUUUCAACAAUGCUCAAAAUAAUCAACAACAUUUGAAUCCUCUCAAUACUCACACUUUGAAAUCUAAAAAAAGAAUUAAUAAUUACAUGAAUGAUUUAUACUAUCUCAUCUAUACUCUAGUAGCACUUGCUUUUAUUUCUCUCAUCAUUCUAUCGUUAUAUUUUGGUACAUUGUCCUAUCAUAAUUAUGCAAAUAUUUUCAAUAACAUUGAUGAAAAGUCAUUUAAUUUAUUUUUAGAAAGUAGUGAAGAUUCAUCAUUUAUUGGUUACAUUUCCAUUGUAUUUAUUUUUAUUAAUAGUGUUCCACCUUAUUUAAUAUUUAUUGUAGUGACAUUACCAAUGAUAUUAACCAAUCGAUUGUUAUUUAAAAAACAUAUCAAAUCUAUUCAAAGUAUUGAUAGUAGUUUAUUUAAAUUUGGUUUAAUUGAUUUGAUAUGUUAUGAUAAGACUGGUACUUUAUGUGAAUCGAACAUGUCCUUAUUUGGAAUAGUGACAUGUCAUGAUUUAUUACAUCCAACCACUGAUCUUGUAAAUUUGAGUGAAGAUGUUACCAAUUUAUUAGCUUCAUGUCAUAAUUUAUAUUCGAAAUAUGAUAAGGAUACGAAUAGUCAAGUCUUGAUUGGUGAUACCAUUGAUCAAGCCUUAUUAGAAUUUACAAGUUAUGAAUUGAAAACAUGUUCAUCCUUGAGUCAAGUCAUGAUGACUCAAGGGUUCAAUCUCAUUCCACCUGCUCAAUUCCGUGAAAGAGGUUCCAUUCAUAUUUCUAAAAAUUAUCCCUUUUCUUCAACACUUAAAAGACAAUCUGUACUCAUGACCUUUCCUAAAAUGGUAGUCUAUUCGAAGGGUAGUCCAUCGAGUAUCAAAUCCAUAUGUUCUCAUCAUACUCUACCUCCUAAUUAUGAUCAAAUUGUACAAUAUUAUGGAUUACAAGGAUUUAAAAUAUUGGCAAUGGCCAUGAAGAAUAUUUCCAAUCCUUAUAUGGAAUCAUCAUCUCUGAGACGUUUCUCUUCACCACCAUUACAACAAGAACCAUUACAACAGCAACCACCAUUACAACAGCAACUACAGCAACAACAACCACCACCACAACAACAAGAACCAUUACAACAACAACAACAACCAUCAUCAUCACUGAAUACUUUAAACUCUUCCACGAGUCUUGAUCAAAGAGAAGAUGUUGAAAAUCAAAUGACAUUUCUUGGAUUUAUUUUAUUACAAAAUCGAAUGUAUCCUCACGUUAAGAAUGAAAUUAAACAUUUAGAGAGUGUGAAUCAAGUGAAAACUAAAAUGAUCACUGGUGAUAAUAUUUACUCGAGUAUUUAUAGUGCCAUGGAAUGUGGAAUGAUUGAUAGUGAUACAGAACAAGUAUAUUGUGCAUUUUAUGAAAAUCAUACGAUUGAAUGGAAGAGUGUGAAUGUGGUUCAAUUAUCGAAACGGAAUUCUUCAAUGAGUUUAAUGAAUCAUACACGAAUGAGUGAGCAUUCUACUACAUUGGAUAGUAAUACUAGUAAUGGUCAUAAUAAUCAUGGUUUUGGUAAUAAUAGUAAUACUAAUAAUAAUAGUAAUACUAAUAAUCAUCAUGGUUUUGGUAAUAAUAAUAAUCAUGACAAUGAGAAUGGUAAUCAUACUCAUGAAAACAACAACACUCCCAACACAUUCAUGAAUGACAUUUUUACUCAUAAUGACUCGAUGGAUCCUUUCAUUUCACCUGUUCCUCUUCCUCCUCAGUGUGGAGGUAGUGAUCAUGAUGAUGAUGAUGAAUAUGAUCUCUCAUCCAGUCAUCAUAAGAGAUCUUUUAAAAAUUUAUUACUUAAUAGUGUGAGUAUGGCUCAUUCCAAUCCUGAAAAGAAGAUUGCACUUGCAAUGACUGGUGAAGCAUUUCAAUAUUUGAGAAGUCAAUUAUUAUCUAAUUCAUAUCAUUCAUUCUCUGAAUUAUUACCAUUCUAUUCUCAAUUACUGUGUCUAUGUCAUAUUUAUACAGAAAUGUCACCUAAUCAAAAAGGAUAUCUUGUGAGUGAUUUUAAGAAUUAUUUAGAUCAUAUUGUGUGUAUGAUUGGAGAUGGAAGUAAUGAUUCAAUAGCUAUGAAUUGCAGUGAUGCAUCUAUAUUUAUUUCAAAAACUAGUAAGGGUGAUGAUCAUACUAGUAAUAAUUAUUAUAAUAGUAGUAAUAGUAGUAAUAAUAAUAAUAAUUAUUAUAGUAAUAGUAAUAGUCAUCAUAAGGGUCAUGAAGUACCUCAGAAAAAACGACCAAGACAAGGAAAUUCCAAUGAACAUUCCUAUGCUGCACAAUUUACAGUACCAUUAGAAGAUAUUUUGAAGAGUUCUAUGGAAUCCACCACUCCAAUCAAAACCUCUUCCUCAUUACGAAAGAAGAAAUUCUCUGAAAAAAACAUGACGAAAGAAGUAGACCAUCAUCAGGAAGAUUCCAUGGAACACUUCGACAAUUCUAGAAUGAAUCCCAUAUCUCAUUCGAAUCACUCCUAUGUCCAAUUGGAUCAUCAUCACUCGACCACAACGUCAACAUCCAUCUCGCCUCGACAUUUGAAUAACAUUACCACACAUCUCAUUGCCAUCGCACAAUUAAUGCUUGACAAGAUUCAUAUCAAUAGCAAAUUCAUUCUCGUAUUCAUUUAUUUACAAUUUAUUAUAACAUGUCAUGAUGUGAUUAUUUACGGUUAUGAUAUGAGUGAAAGUAUGACCAUAUAUACUCAUAUAUUCAAAGGCUUGUUAUUACCAAUUUUAUUAUCAUUGAAUCCAGUAGUCUCUGAUUGUGAGAGUAAUAUCAAAUAUAGACCAUCCAAAUCCAUCAUUAGAUUUCAAUUACUAUUUACAGUAUCUUUACAAAUACUCUAUCAAUCUAUUGUAUUUUUUAUAGUCAUAUUUGUAUUACACUCACCUUAUAUACAAAUGCAACAAUCAUUAAUAUUUCAAUUCUCCAACUUCCAAUAUAUGAGUGUUGCCAUGUCCUAUCAAUUGACUUACUAUUUUAGAACAAGUUCAUUAUUUUCCUCAAUUAAGAAAUCAUUUAGAAAUUAUACAUUUUGGAUGAUUUGGUGUCUUUUAUUCAUUUUGGAUUUUAUUAUUUUAACUCCAUUCCCUGCAUCAUUUUCCUUUGAAAAUUAUAUCAAGAUGUUAUUUAAACUUACGAAUUUAUUUGUCGAUGAUGUUGCUAACAAUGAAGCCUAUGUUCGAACUGGAGGUCGUGAUUAUGUGUACACAGAUCAGAGAGACAUUGAAAAAUCAUAUUAUAUGAUUCUCAAACUCGUAAUUUUGGGAGUCAUGUUCGUGAAUAUAUUUGCCACUGCAUUGAUUGAAUGUUGUACAACAUGGGCAUACAAAUUUUACAAACAUUUGACAUUCUCAAAUCCUUCUCCUAAUAGUGGAAUGACAUGGAAACGAUGUGUCGAUUUAUUUAAGAGUCAAGAAUACAGCAAUCAACAACAUCCAUCAUCAAGUUCAUCCACUAUGAUCAUAAUACCAUACUUGACAAGGAAUUUCAAGGAAGAAUAA